This is a messenger RNA of Drosophila grimshawi, 2237 nucleotides long. RefSeq names its product enolase (gene Eno). The transcript is spliced from 4 exons. Gene Ontology annotation, molecular function: phosphopyruvate hydratase activity; magnesium ion binding. Gene Ontology annotation, biological process: glycolytic process. Lineage: Eukaryota; Metazoa; Arthropoda; Insecta; Diptera; Drosophilidae. Gene Ontology annotation, cellular component: phosphopyruvate hydratase complex. The record is from RefSeq and is a predicted model, not a curated record. Bases 264 to 1793 code for a protein of 509 amino acids.
AGCUUAAAUUGUAAUCAGUGUAUUCAGAUUAAAACCAAAAGUGUUUGCUCAAAAUUUCGAAUCUUUUCCAGCUUGCCUGCAAAUGAGGACCAUAUGUGGAUGCCAUUACGUCUAACCUUGUUUGAAGGUCAAUUCGGAUACAUAUAUCCCUAUAGAGAUACCGGUACGCAGCCUACGCUCACAACUUUCAUCCACCAAAAGUCCGCCUGGAGAACGCGUACUCAUUCGCUGAAGCAGUUUACGUUCCACAAUCCACAACAACAAUGGCAGCCAUUUUCGUCUCGCGCGCUCUACGUGUGUAUUCCCCACUGCAUUUGUCGUUCCCGACCUCACAGCAAUCAAAUCAAAAAAAUUCGCUCGGUGUCUCAUCGCGUAGCGCGACAACUGCGUUCAGUAGCAAUUCAGCCAGCAAAGCCGGAAGCUCAAAAAAGUCGCUGUCGUCUGGACUUCAAUUUCUGAAAUUUAAAAGUUCUUGUUCCAACGGUAUCAACAUGACCAUCAAGUCGAUCAAAGCACGUCAGAUCUACGAUUCGCGUGGCAAUCCCACCGUCGAGGUCGAUUUAACCACCGAGUUGGGUCUGUUCCGUGCCGCGGUGCCCUCAGGUGCUUCGACCGGUGUGCAUGAGGCACUGGAGCUGCGCGAUGGCGACAAGGCCAAUUACCACGGCAAGUCCGUGCUGAAGGCUGUUGGCCAUGUGAACGACACUCUCGCUCCAGAGGUGAUCAAGGCCAAUCUGGAUGAGACCGAUCAGGCUGCCAUCGAUAAUUUCAUGAUCAAGUUGGAUGGCACCGAGAACAAGAGCAAGUUCGGCGCCAAUGCCAUUCUUGGUGUUUCUCUGGCUGUGGCCAAGGCUGGCGCUGCCAAGAAGAAUGUGCCACUAUACAAACACAUUGCUGAUCUGGCUGGCAACAAGAAUAUCAUAUUGCCCGUGCCCGCCUUCAAUGUGAUCAACGGCGGCAGCCAUGCUGGCAACAAGCUGGCCAUGCAGGAGUUCAUGAUCCUGCCAACUGGUGCCACCAGCUUCACCGAGGCUAUGAAAAUGGGCUCCGAGGUGUACCAUCAUCUGAAGAACGUGAUCAAGGCUAAGUUCGGUCUGGAUGCUACCGCAGUGGGUGAUGAGGGUGGCUUUGCUCCCAACAUUCAGUCCAACAAGGAGGCUCUCUCCCUGAUCAGCGAUGCCAUCGCCAAGGCUGGCUAUACCGGCAAGAUUGAGAUCGGCAUGGAUGUUGCCGCGUCAGAGUUCUUCAGGGAUGGCCAGUACGAUCUGGACUUCAAGAACCCACAGAGUGAUAAGGCUCAAUGGCUGUCGCCCGAGAAGCUUGCUAACUUGUAUCAGGAGUUCAUCAAGGAUUUCCCCAUUGUGUCCAUUGAGGAUCCCUUCGAUCAGGACCAUUGGGAUGCCUGGACCAAUCUGACCGGUAACACCAAGAUCCAGAUUGUUGGUGACGAUUUGACCGUUACAAACCCCAAGCGCAUUGCCACCGCUGUUGAGAAGAAGGCCUGCAACUGUCUGUUGCUGAAGGUUAACCAGAUCGGCACAGUCACCGAGUCCAUUCAGGCCCAUCUGCUGGCCAAGAAGAAUGGCUGGGGCACCAUGGUCUCUCAUCGUUCGGGUGAAACCGAGGACUCGUUCAUCGGUGACCUGGUUGUCGGUCUCUCCACUGGCCAGAUCAAGACUGGCGCUCCAUGCCGCUCGGAGCGUCUGGCCAAAUACAACCAGAUUCUGCGUAUUGAGGAGGAGAUUGGCCAGGGCGUCAAGUUCGCUGGCAAGAGCUUCAGGAAUCCACAAUAAACGUCGCUUCUUAUAAAUUCCAACAGCACCAAGCACCCAUCCGAAUAAAAACCCACAGCUGCAGAAGCAUGUGAAUGGUGUCAAUUUGGUGUACGUGUUCGUCAACCCUUAGAUAUGUGUCUGGCGCACAAAAGCAACCCAUUCAUAAUAUUCAAUAAUAUUGCUUCGUUAUUUAGACAUUAUGAUUACUGUUACCAUUACUAUGAUCUAUUCAUUAUUAUAAACGCAUGCAUGAUCUACAUGAAGUAUAUUUAACAGUUGAACUGUCUCUAUAGAUUGUAAACCCAAACAUCACUGUAAUAUUGUAAUUUGGAUUGACCCACACUACCCUCUUUGCCAUUUGUAAUCAAAAUGCAAUGCGGUCAAAGACAUAUUCUGGAAAUAUCAAAUUGUUCAACUCAAUAAAGCAGCGAAUAUGAAAUGCUCUAAUACCCAACAUAAAAA